CAAAUAUCAAUCUGUUCAUAUCAUAAUCAGAAACCGUCGUCGUUUCGUUUUCUUGUGUUAGGGUUUAUGGUCUGAAAACAGGGAUGGAGGUUAAUAAGGGGAUAAAAUUGGAGGGCACAGAAACAGAGGAAUUUGCAAAUAACGAAGUAAAAUUGAACACUGACCACGAAGGUUGCGCGAGCUGUUUAGAAUUACAAGAUAAAAUUACAGAAUUGAUGAUCGAAAACGAGGUUUUGGAUUGCGAGAAGAAAAGCGCCGAAAGGGAGAUUGAAGUAUGGAAGGCAAAAUGUAUAGAACUAGAGAAAGCAAUAAUAUGUUCAGAGAAGAGUUCGUUUUCGUCUGCCGAAAAUGAAAAUAAAUCAAUCAUCGAUAAAAAUGCUUCAGCAGGAACCCCUCCUACGAACACGCCGUAUUAUAAGCAGCGUAGUGAUGGUGAAGGAUUUAAACGAAGCCCUCAAGUUGAAUUAAAGCCUAGUGGUCGAAUUAGAAGAUGCUUGGAAUUUUCCAAUGAAGGGAGUCCGUGUUAUCAUAAUAUUUCUCCACCUACACCGGGUGUGGGGCCCACUGUUGGUCCGAUUGACAUUAGUGACAGCGACGAUGAUGAUGAUGCUCCGAACUCUUCGUGCACUAAGAGAACUCCGUUUGUUAAGAGGAGAAGAGUUGCUUGUAUAGUUUCUAGUGAUAGCGAUGACGACGAUAUCCCAAUUGGUAGACUUGGCAGUAAAAAAAGAAUGAAACCGUUGACAGAUAGUUCGGAUUCAGAUACUCUCCCGAAGAAACGACGCUUAGUGAGGGUGGCGGAAAAAAUCGCUGGAAGAAGAAAGAACGAUUUAGGAAGCCCUGAGAUUGAUGACGGAGCGAGUGAAGAUGAAAAGGAAGAGGAUGAUUGUGAAGGUGAAAGUUUGGACGGUUUUAUUGUAAAUAGUGCCUCUGAUGUUUCGGAAAGUGAUGAAUCAGAUGAAAUGUCUGAAAAUGAUGACUUGGAAAAUGAUGAAUCGGAAAGUGGUGCGGUGUAUGCUGAUGUCAUUGCUGGAUUCCGGAGGGAGAGAAAAGACAAAACGAAGUGGGAAUACGAGGCGGAUAUGCUUGCUGAUUUGGCGAAGUCCCCUCGACUUUGCAUGAAAGCAGUAUGUGCUCUGUUUCGCCAGCAAACAUCCGAGGAACAAUCUUGCAAAGAAACUAUAGUCCGGAAUGGACGAGGUUUCAGCCAGAUUCACGCAUCUACGGGGAGUCGGUUGGCUGAAUUUCUGACAGGUGGAGAUACAUGGGGUGAUGUGAAGAAGACUGAGGAAGAGCUGCAAGAAUUCGAUUCGAACGGGAUUGAACAGUGCAGGAAAUUUGCGACUCACUACUCUAAACAGUUGUUUGAAAUCUACAAGAACGACGAAGACCCGUUUUUCCAUCCUCUAGAGGAAAUCUGAUUGGCUGUUUUGUAGGACACGAACAAACCCUUUUGUCACUGCCUUCUUCUCGUUUUGACCUUUUCGGUGAGAUCUGUAAUUAUAAUCCGCCGUGAGGGCGUUACACGUUUCACAUGCUACACCUCUUGAGGAUUAUUUGUAUAGUUUUUUGCGGAUGUAAGUACUCAACUCUGGUUUUUCAUUAUCAUUUCGACCAAUAUGAUACGCGUCGAUCGUGUCGGGAGUCACAAUUGGUGACGGUCUAUUACAGUCGACUUUUAGGAGCCUGGGGAUAUUUGCAA
Molecule: messenger RNA, 1702 nt
Organism: Erythranthe guttata (spotted monkey flower)
Lineage: Eukaryota; Viridiplantae; Streptophyta; Magnoliopsida; Lamiales; Phrymaceae
Source: RefSeq, a predicted model, not a curated record